Messenger RNA from Saccostrea cuccullata (small rock oyster), 2563 nucleotides. RefSeq lists its product as uncharacterized. The transcript has 3 exons. Gene Ontology annotation, molecular function: protein binding. The record is from RefSeq and is a predicted model, not a curated record. Bases 148 to 1059 code for a protein of 303 amino acids. NCBI's taxonomy places the organism in Eukaryota, Metazoa, Mollusca, Bivalvia, Ostreida, Ostreidae. Gene Ontology annotation, cellular component: extracellular matrix.
GUUUACUCAGUCGAGUGUAUCCAACACAUUAGAAAGUUAAAAGUUUUUUUGACAUCCGGAUAUUUGGGAAAUUCCAAAAAGUAAAUUCCACUUCAACCCCCUCCAGGCAAGGUAAUAUGAAUCUUAUUCACCUGGGCUGAAAGAAUCAUGAAAGAUACAGGACUAAGAAUGUUAUAUUUUCUUAAUUUUUGCAGUAUGGUUGUUAUUUCAUACCUCUGUCCAACAGAGCCUUACACAGACGAAUGUGGAAACUUUGGAAUUCUAUGGAACUGUAGUGGACUUAAUACAGACAGACUCCCCGAAAAAAUACCACAAAAGUUACGAAACCGCUAUGUGACUUUGGAUUUGUCAUUUAAUAGAUUUUCUACUUUAACAGAAAAGACGUUUGAAAAUCUCAUUCGGUUUUCAGUUGUGUCAUCCAUAAUCAUUAAUCAUAACAAAAUUACAAACAUCGAAAAUAAGACCUUCCAUAGACUUUCUGGUUUAUGCAGUCUAGAUCUUUCUAGUUGUGAGCUUGAUAAAAAGGGAAUAGAAGUUGAAGCUUUCUCCUGUAUACACAACCUGAAGUACCUUCGAAUUGAUCAGAAUAAUUUCCAGUCAGAUGGUUACCCGGAUGUUGCCCUUUCUGCAUUUCAGUCUCUGUCGAGUCUUUAUAUCGACAUUUUCAACGGAUUUUCAUUUACAGCACCAUUUGAAAACUUAGCAAACUUAUCUGAAUUAAAGUUUCAUAUUGUAAAUGACUUUAGUUUAACAAAUACUUCCUUUUUAGGACUACGGCGCUCCAAAAUUCAUGUCCUUGAUUUGUUGUUUAAAAAACACGUAUUUUGUGAUGUCACUGAAGAUCUGUUUUGUUCCUUUCCAUAUCUAACAGAAGAGGUUACGAUUAACUUUGGUGGGAAAUGUGACAUUACUCCGGCCUUGCGCUCUCUAAAAUGUUUCCAGCAUCGCAAUAUUGGUAAAAUUUUUAUGGAUGACAACACUAAAGAUGUUGAAACCGGUAUCAUAGUUUUAGAUGAUUGGUUGUCAGAAUAUCUUAUCAAUGUCUGUGCCAGGACUUAAUCUUUGGUAGGCAAUGGCAUUAACUAUAUCAAUUUUCAUAUUGACAAUACAACUUUAUUGAAUUGCCUACAGUAUAUAGAUUUAAGCAAUAAUAAUUUACAUAAGGUGGAUAUGUCAUACUUCUUUACUGUGUUAUCAGCGCCAAACAUUAAGAAUAUAAAUGUGUGUUGCAAUAAUCCACAAAUCAUGGAAAACCAGUUGAGUAUCUAUCAAAUAAAUAGAUCAAUGGUCUAUAUAAAUAUAACACUGUCGAAAAAUCUGGAACUUCUUGACAUUUCGAAAAAUUAUAUACAUAACGUAAAAAGAUGGACAUCUAGUUUCAAACUUAUCGGUGAAAGAUUACAAGAAUUGUUCAUUCAAGAAACAAUUUUCUUCCUGGCAUACAUCGACCAAUUUAUUUUGCCAUCAUUAAAAACUCUUGAUAUAUCGGGUAAUAAGUUUGAAAAAGUACACUCAGAUUUAUUUCAGCAUUCUCGAGGAAUUCAGAACUUAUAUGCAAUUGGAACGAAUCUAGAUUUCACAGAAAAAUCAAAUUUGAAAAAUAUAUUUAGAAAUCUAAAAAGUCUAUCUACAAUCGAUUUUUCAAGAAACAAAUUAGAUUAUUUUCCUCUCUCUCUUUUGAAAGACCAGCAUCAUUCUUUAAUAAGAAUAAACCUAGACAAUAACAAAUUUUCUAACAUUCCUGACACCUUCAAAUAUAUAUAGAAUUUGAAAUAUCUGUUUUUGCGAUACAAUUUGAUAUCUAGGUUCUCAAAUAAUGAUCAAAAUAUCAUUGAAACAUUUAGUUCAAUAUCAAUUUACAUAGAAGGAAAUCCAAUCUCUUGUACCUGUUUAGCUAUUCAGUCUUUGCGAUGGAUGAGAAGUCACAAACAUGUUUUUUCUGAUAUUAAUAAAACGUUCUGCGCAGGGGAUCGAGUGCCUAUCAACCACUUAUUUUAUAAUGAACAAAUCUGGAGAAAAUUUGAUAAAGAAUGCCAAACUAGACAAUGGCUUAUUUUCUCUGUGGUGUUGAUUUUGAUUACUUUGUGUGUUCUUCUGAUAGUAGCCGCUUUACGAAGAUACCGUAUACAUGUAGAAUAUGUUAUACUGCGACUUAAAAACAGGUGGAAAGGUGGAAGACAACUACAUUUAUGAUGUAUUUGUGUCUUAUUCAGAAGAAGACGCCCUGUGGGUUUUUUAUAAUUUGCACCAAAAAUUAAAAAGUUUGGGCAUGAAGGUGUGGCUCAAGGAUAAAGAUUCAACUCCAGGAAAAUGGGAGGCAGAAGAAAUAGUGAAAUGUAUCAAUGAAAGUAGAAAAGUAUUUUUCGUGAUCACUGAAUAUUUUCUGGAGAGUGGUUGGGCCUCAUACGCCGUCCAGAUGGCGGUUACUCACGCCUUCCAUAACCAGCGUCAGAGUUCCAUUGUUGUCAUCAUCAAAGACGAUAUACCGUUAGAGAGACUCCCGAACGCUAUCAAAAACAUAUGGUGGUGUAUCGAAUAUUUAAGGUGGUCAACAGAAGAUGAA